Messenger RNA from Ustilago hordei, 1869 nucleotides. RefSeq lists its product as uncharacterized. The record is from RefSeq and is a predicted model, not a curated record. Gene Ontology annotation, biological process: replication-born double-strand break repair via sister chromatid exchange; mitotic sister chromatid cohesion; synaptonemal complex assembly. The coding region runs from base 1 to 1869 and encodes 622 amino acids. Gene Ontology annotation, molecular function: protein binding; chromatin binding. Lineage: Eukaryota; Fungi; Basidiomycota; Ustilaginomycetes; Ustilaginales; Ustilaginaceae. The transcript has a single exon. Gene Ontology annotation, cellular component: synaptonemal complex; cohesin complex.
AUGUUCUACAGCUCUGACAUCCUCAGCCGACGCAAGACCGGUCUCGGCAUUGUCUGGCUAGCCGCCACCCUUGGCGAUCGUUCCGUCGUUCGUCGACUCACUCGAAAAGAAAUCCUUUCAGUCAACAUCACCCUCACCUGCGAGCACUUACAGCAUCCAUCCGAGCCUUUUGCUUUGCGCCUUUCCAGUCAGCUCCUCUUCGGUGUCGUAAAGCUAUACUCUCAUCAGACAGAACUGUUGCUCAGUGAUGCGAGCAACGCUCAUAGCGAUGUAAGGCGACGUAUGUUCACCACUUCCACCAUAUCCCCAACGACGAGGGAGAUAGAUAUGAGAACGGCGACAAAGCAGGUGGAAGCGAUCACGCUGCCUUUGGAUCUAGCGUUUUUCACGUUGGAUUUUGACCAACUGGGGUCGGAAAUGUUAUACCGUUGGAGUGUCGAGCCGCCUGAGAGAAGAGUGAUGGAGGAAGACGGGUUGGAGGAUGCGUUUAGGACGCCUACACCAACUCGUCAUCUUGCGCCAGAAGAAAGAACUACACUUCUAGAGAGAGCGUUUCAAGAGGACGACCUAGGGCUUGCUAGAGCUUAUGAAGAAGGUGAAGGAAUAGGUGCACCAGGCUUCGAGGGAUACGAGGAAGACGAGUUCGAAGGGCUGGAUUUGGGGUUGGAGCCACCUACUCGCCCGGAACCUAUCGAACCUGGUAUAUUGGAAGGUAUCGAACGAAGAUUCGAAGGAGACGAAACAGCACUCACCGAACACAUUGUCGAGUGGCCUGAGCUGGAGGAGAGGCUAGCUGAAGAAGCGGCUAGAAUGGGAAUUGGACCUGUCACUGAAGGCGUUCCUACUGUUACCCCUCUUCGUAGACCGCGAGCAGAAGAGGAGCAAGUCCAACCACCCCUGGCCCCCGCACUCCGCCCUCGUCCUCCUCCGGUGCUGCUCGAAGAUAGACCCACAGAACUGAGCGAAGCUCAACGACGCGCUGCAGAAGCCAACUACCCGGAACGUAUGGCCGCUGAACGAGCCGCCCUCCGUCGACGCACCGCUGCACGAAAAGCUGCCGUCACAGCACGACGAAUGAUGUUUGCCCCACCCUCCGACCUCUGCCUCCACCCGGAACUCAGCGAGCUAUGGGAAUCCACUGUAACAUCCCACCUCUCCGCCCGCGGUGCCAGAUUUCGAGCACUCCGUGACGAAGCCAACCUUCUCCCGCUCGAUGGAGCUCCCCCUUCUCCCCCACCACCAACACCUGAGGAGGAAGAGGUGGAAGAACUUGGCGUCGCACGUGCUGCGGUGCCUGAAAUCCCAGCAGCUCUCCGAGGCGCACGCGAAUCACUCCCAUGGAACAUCUUCGCCGAACACCGUCGACGAUCUUCCAUGAUGCCUUCUAUCUCCUACGAUCGAGAAAUUACUCCUUUACGUAUUCCUCGUGAGAUCUCGGUGGAAACUCCUACGGGCUUACGCAGAAUCCCACCCGAAUCACCACUGUUCAUCCCCCCUACCUCCCCCUCCACCGUCGCACCACUGGAGGAGUAUCCGAUGCCGGAAACUCCUUCUGUUGAACGGUUCAGACUCGGACUCCCCACAGCACCAGCAGAGAGAGUAGGGGAAAGGGAGCUAACUCCGCCUUCCCAAGUGUUUGAAGAAGACAUGGAAGAAGAAACCCGAAACUUUUUGGAGUAUGCUAGAUCGAUCAGAGAGGAGUUGGAAGAUCCAAGUAUCAUGUUCUUUAGCGACUUGGCACCAGUAGCAAGUAGUACGCCUGCGGUGGCUGCUCAGGCGUUUUAUCAUACACUGGUGUUGGCGAGUGGGGGGAGAGUCAAGGUGAAGCAGGAGGGGGCCUAUCAGGAGAUUCGAGUCACUGUACUUUAG